Chironomus riparius is the source of this 1867-nucleotide messenger RNA. Lineage: Eukaryota; Metazoa; Arthropoda; Insecta; Diptera; Chironomidae. The record is from the annotation of a GenBank genome assembly.
AUUCAAAGCACGGGAAAAAUUUAAAAAUUAAAAUUUCGUUAAACUUACAUAAAAUAAAGAGAAACACGACUAUUGAAAUUAAGCUUAAAAUUAUUAUUGACGUUCUUCGCCGUGAUAUUUCGGCAACAUCCAGCUGUUGUUUAACUGAUGAUGCGCUGUAGCUUGUACUUGAUGGACGUAUUAAGUUAUUUUGAUUUGGCAUUUUGGAGAAUUUAUUUUCACUAUAACUAUUAAUCUUAGACUAUAUUUCAUCUAAUUAAUAAAAAUUAUUCCAAUUAACCUAUUUCCAACAAAAUGUCAACAAAGGAUUAUUGUCCAAGAGCAGAUUACUCAAAUUAUGAAAUUAAUACAGUUUUCACCGGUUCAAUUGUCUCAACUUAUUCGAAACUUCGUCGUUUAGUCUAUUGCGUAAAUUCUGUGGAUGUAAAGAACUUUCUGAAGAUUGAUGACUUUAAAUAUUAUAAAAGGCUCCAUAAGAAACCUGCUGUUGGUGCUUUCUUCGUGUAUUAUAGUGCAUCACGCAACAGUUACUAUCGAGCAUUCAAUCUUGGUUCUAAUCCAGUAGAUCCAGUGUCAAUUAAAGCCUUCUUUAUCGACACAGGCGAAUGUCAUUAUCUGGUUUAUGAGAAGAAAAAGUUCUUUUACUAUCCUGAUGCAUUUUACAUGCCAAUUAUGGGAAUAUUUUGUAAGAUUCGAAACAUCCCGAAGAGAUUCAAGUCUGCUCUAGAUUUUUUCGAGGAAUGUCCAUUCAAAAAGCUCAAAUUUAAUAUUGUCGAAAAAGGACAGACUGAAAAUGAUUUAGGAGCUAAGGAAGAAUGUCUAAUUGUCGAUGUUGAAUUUUCCAAAAAUAAAGCAGAUUUAGAAGAUGAUGAAGAUGACAACGAAAGGAAUCAAGCCAUUAAAUUGACAAAAUCAGUUCUACUAAAGUUUAACUGCGCUAAUGACCCACCAAUAGAAUUAACAUACAUAGAUGUUCCGUUUAUGUCUUCAGAAGUUCCAGACAAGACAAUCAAAUUUAAGACUAAUCAAAAAGUUUUAGUAUAUCCAGAAAUGACAAUUGCGCCUAAUAAAUAUUAUGGAAUUUGUAAAAGCACACAUGAAGCUAGUCGUGACAUGGAGACUCUCACGCGACUAAUGAUCAAUAUGAACAAAUUUAACAUUACGUACGAGAAAUUGGCUAGAAAGGCAGUUCUAAAUGAAAUGGUCAUAAUGAGUGAAGAUACUGACGAUGGUAAUCGAUAUUAUCGCGGAAUGGUUUUAGAGGUAUUCGAUGAGAUUUCUAUAAUUCUCUACGUGGAUUAUGGAAGAACUCAGCCAUUUCACUGCACAAAGCUUUUCAAGUUUCCCAUCGAAUUCUCGUCAGUUCCUUUCCACACAUUUCGCAUUCAUGCAUCAAACAUUCAAAUUAGCCACGACGAUGCCAUAAAUCAUACAAAUAUGAUUGUCAUUGAUCUCACAAUCAAACCAAUGUGCUUCGGAGUUGUUGAAACAAUUGAUGAACUUGACAUUGUCGUCAAAUUGUACGAUAAAAAUGGACACAACAUGAAAGAUGUUUUAGAAAGAAUCUACAAGCCACUACGAGUACCAAAGGUAUCCAAAAUAGUCAAAAAGCUUGCUGAUGAUGAUCAGUCACGUGACUGGACAUAAUUAAAAUUCACACAUAUAUCUUUUAUCAAGUUCAUUGUGACCAAGUUUAUUCAGCGCUUUUAUGCAAAAAAAUGAAAUAAAAACAAGUUUUAAGCAAGUCAAUCAUCCGCAUCGACUUUAAAAACAUUUUCAAGUGCAAAAGUGCAGUUAAAGAAAUAAAAAUGGAAAGUGGAAUGUGGGAUUAUGUGUCUGUUGCAUAAUUUUUAUACUUUAUUUUGCG